This is a messenger RNA of Cylicocyclus nassatus, 2291 nucleotides long. NCBI's taxonomy places the organism in Eukaryota, Metazoa, Nematoda, Chromadorea, Rhabditida, Strongylidae. The record is from the annotation of a GenBank genome assembly.
GUUUUGCCUGUCAGCUGAUUCGAAAAAGAGCCAACUAUUCGAAAAAGCGCCGACUGCGGGCGGGCUCAUGUCAGCGCGUGUUACCGUACUCGGAGAGGGUCAUCGCCACGAUCAAGUGCGUCUAGGAUAUUCGAAUUCAUCUUCUACAAUACAUUACGACAAGAACAGCCUGCUGUUGCUGAUCGUCAUACAACGCUAGACAUAUUCACAUUCACGCCUCGAACACUGCUUCCGUUUUUUUGCCCCUUCUCUCUUUUUUUCCCCACGUUUUCUAGGCCUGAAUAUUAGAGAUGACUAGUGGCGAGGCGAAACCCGCCGUGGUGGAGAAAACACACCAUUUGCACUACCUUAACGAAUUUCGAGUAGAAGCUUGUCCGUUAUUCAAACAGCAUCAAUGCCAACAACAUAGGCCAUAUACCUGCUUUAAUUGGCAUUUUGCCAAUCAAAGAAGACGGAGGCCACUUCGCAAGUCCGACGGUUCGUUCAACUACUCGCCUGACAUUUACUGUGACAAAUACGAUGAAAAUACCGGCAUUUGCCCAGAUGGUGACGAAUGCGUUUACCUGCAUCGAGUUUCCGGUGAUGUCGAGCGAAAAUACCAUCUACGUUAUUACAAAACCGCCCAAUGUGUACAUCCAACCGACUCACGUGGACAAUGCAUCAAGAAUGGUGCACAUUGUGCGUUUGCCCAUUCGUCGGCCGAUUUGCGACAACCUCAGUUUGAUCAACAUGAAGCGGGGUUUUCGACAACGGUCGAUGGUGACGGACGCGAUAGGACGAGUUUUGUGAUUGAGGAUCCUUUGUGGCACAGUCAGGAUCAUGUCCUGUCAUGUUACAAGACGGAACAAUGUCGAAAACCAGCGCGACUCUGCCGACAAGGUUAUGCAUGUCCUUUUUACCAUAACUCCAAAGAUCGGCGAAGACCUCCAGCGAUCUGCAAGUAUAGGUCAACUCCGUGUCCUGCUGCGAAAACCGUAGAUGAGUGGUUGGAUCCGGAGUUAUGCGAAGCUGGUGACUCUUGUCAAUACUGCCAUACUCGCACCGAACAGCAGUUCCAUCCCGAGAUCUACAAAAGCACGAAGUGUAACGAUAUGCUCGAGCAUGGUUACUGUCCUCGAGCUGUAUUUUGUGCAUUUGCACACCAUGACUCGGAACUGCACGUGCAGCGAACUCCAUAUGUAACUAGUAGUCAAGCAAGCCCAAAGGAACAAUGCAGUCCGAAUACGAAUGGAGGCGACUCGAUGCGAUUUGGAUCGCCAAUCUCAAAUGGCACAUCAACACCGUCGUAUUCGUCUGUGCUUAAACAACGACAUCCAAUGGCAGCAACUAAGGGCUAUUCAGCUACUACGGAUCAAAUCUCUAGUAGUUAUCCGAAAGCUCCUGGUUAUGAACGAGGAGGACCCUUGUCGCCAAACCGCAACAAUGAAUCUUCUAUGGGAAGACUGCGUACUCACUCUCUCAAUAUGGCUCAUUUAGACUUGGGUAGACGUUGCAAUGUUAGUGGAUUUGAAGCUGUUCCCGGAACUUCCCUGCCCUCUCACUCUUCAUUGUGCCGAUCAGAUAGCGGGUUCCACGCAGUUACAGAAGAACUAAGCCUGGACCUAGCCCCUAUCGAAGAACAUCAGAAACCUCUCUCCGAGCUCUUCUCAGGAAAUAUGCACAUUGAUGACAUCAAAGUUGUGGAAUUCUCCGAGCUUCCAGUGUCGUCUGUAUCAUCGCCAAUGCGUAUACCCGGUGCCGAGUCAUUCCAUACCUCACCUCUCACAUCUUUUGGCGAAAUUCUGUUCGGUCCCACAAAGUCUUUGCUGACAACGCCUUCACAAAUCGCUACUUUUGAUAGUCAGGAGAGUUCCGAUGUGAAUGAUGAAUUAGCAAAGACUAAAAUGGAAUUGCGGUCGCAUCAUGACAAAGUAGCCAUCUGGGAAGAAGGCUUGAAACAGGCCCGCCAGGCUUGUGAAGCUUGGAAGGCUGAUGCGGAACAUUAUAAAAUGAAAGCUGAACAGGCCGAAAUGGAGAGGAAUCGUGCCGUUUUCGAACGCGAUCAGCUCGUACAGCAGCUAGAAGCCGUAAAGAUGCACUUGGCUAGUAGUGGCUUAUCGCUGGGUGGCCUUGUGCCUCAACUAGCACCACCUAGCGAUUUCAGUGAAGGAGUUCUGAGAGCAGCCUUACAGAAUUCUCAACCUCAUAGCAUGUUUGUUCUAGACGACGCGAUCGCGCCAGCUUGUGCGCGAUGUGGUCGCGACCGUUCGCGAGCGGACAGCCGUCCGGGAUGUCCGUUAUGCUCUACGUAG